CAUCUGCUCCGGCGUUCAGUUAUCGAAAACGCAAUUUUAAAGCUCCCAGUGAACUAAACAAACUAAAAAGGCAGCCGAGAAAAAAAUUCAAAUGAUGUAAGAGCCCAAGAGAAGGCGCAAAUCCAUAGAGUACUCCAAUAUUGUAUUACAGCACAUUUCAACUAUUGGGCAAAAAUCGCAAACUGCCCUCGGAAAUGGACACUCUACAACGGCUUUUGUAUGUGAAAGAUUUGAGUCUGGAGAUUGGUCAUCAUGAGAUCUUCGAGCAUUUCUGCAUCUUUGGCCAUCUGAAACGUGUCACAGUGCGUCAGCGCACCGAACACUACAAAUAUGCCACAAUACUCUAUACAUCGGAUACAUCCAUUGAGUUGGCACUCAGCGCCAAUCCACACAAUUUGCGUGGCAAACACUAUUUUUGCCACAAGGCAGGCACGAGUCGAAAAUGGCCCACGAAUUGUUGCCCGAAUAGGCUCACCAAUGGCAUUAGUCUCCAUCAAUAUGUAUACCAUUCGUCAGUCAUAGCAAUGCCAGAAAACUUUAGAGUCGACCAAAGAAAUGAGCCCCGGGCCAAGCGUUUCUCCUUGUUGCCAGAAGCAUCGAUGGUCCUGUUGCAUCAUCUGCGUGAGGAGCAGAAGCCGCCUGAAUCUGCUCCAGCUAGCAGGCUGAGUCCGAAUAUUAAUUACAAAAGACUCAUGUCUAGCAUGGGCGAGAGCUUCAACUUUGUGAGGCAUAGUUACACAAAUUUUGUGGCGCACAAAAGGAGACCAGGCCUCUACGACAAACUACCCAUCGAUGCUAAAAUCAGUUUGACGGCCAUCGCCUAUGCAGAUGUCAGAGAUAGACGAGAUUUGAUAUCGUUUCACUAUGCCACCGACUAGAAAAAAAACUAAAAACACAAAUCGCUACUUUUAAUGCAAACGAUGUGAGAGAUGUGGCAUUGAGAUAAGCAUCCCAGUAACUUCAUCUAUGCAUAAAUCAGAAUCAUCAUAUAAUAGUAGAAAAUAAACCAGCAGCUUCAUAUAUACAGAAAUCAUUUCCGAAUAUGGUUAGCAACCUUAUAGAAUAAAUGAAAAUA
This is a messenger RNA of Drosophila grimshawi, 1075 nucleotides long. RefSeq lists its product as uncharacterized. NCBI's taxonomy places the organism in Eukaryota, Metazoa, Arthropoda, Insecta, Diptera, Drosophilidae. Bases 195 to 878 code for a protein of 227 amino acids. Gene Ontology annotation, molecular function: nucleic acid binding. The transcript is spliced from 2 exons. The record is from RefSeq and is a predicted model, not a curated record.